CCGGCCCCGCCCACCCCCUUGCCACGUCCGUGCGGCGCGUGCGGCGGGGCCGGCGCGCGCGGAUCUCUGUCUGCAGCCAUGAUGCCCGUGGCCACCGUGAUGCCCGAUGACACGCCCAUGUUUGACCCCAGGAUCCUGCAGGAACUCGACUGGAGUGAGAACACCACGACCUUUUCUCCUGCUAUUUCUCCACUGGAUCCAGGGGAUGGGCUGGUCCUGAGACCACUUUGCACAGCUGAUUUAAAUCGAGGCUUUUUCAAGGUUCUGGGUCAGCUGACAGAAACAGGAGUUGUGAGCCCGGAGCAGUUCAUCAAAACCUUCGAGCACAUGAAGAGGUCUGGAGAUUACUACGUCACCGUGGUGGAGGACACCAACCUGGGGCAGAUCGUUGCCACGGCAACGCUGGUUAUAGAACAUAAAUUCACUCACUCCUGUGCCAAGAGAGGCAGGAUAGAAGACGUGGUGGUCAGCGGGGAGUGCAGAGGGAAGCAGCUUGGAAAACUAUUAACGUCCACCCUCACCUUGCUAAGUAAGAGACUGAACUGUUACAAAAUCACGCUGGAGUGUCUGCCCAAAAAUGUGGAUUUCUACAAGAAGUUUGGCUAUUUGGUAUCUGAUGAAAACUACAUGUUUCAACGGUUCUUUAAUUAACAGCUUCUAGGUGUUCUGGGUUCUUUUUUUUUUUCUUGGAAAGACUGUUGGUGGAGGAGCUUGUGCUACAAACAUUCUCUCCGUGGAAAAUUUCUAUAGUUUAUUGCUGCAGAUAUAACAAUCCCUAUAAAUAAUGAACAUCAAAUGUGUAAAUCUUGGGGGAAAAAAAAUUACUGAGGUUUUAGAAAGAGUCCUCUGGGUUAGAAAAUAAGUUUAGAACUAAUUUUUACUACUGUUGAGUCGAGGUGAAGUUUUCUGUUCCAGCUGAGUUACAAAGGACUCGUUAAAGGGAUGGUUUUUAACCAAAGGUAUAUAUUUUUAUCUCAAAUUUUUUCUCGCAUUGUAUUUUUCUAAAGGUUUGUGCUUCUUUUCUCAGCAGCCAAAGGACAGCCCUGGGACUGUCCUGGCUGUGCUGAGGGAAGGAUGACGUAGCUGGGGAAGGGAUGAGGCUUCUCUUAUGCAGAAUCAGUGACACACAACAGGCCUUAGUUCUGUUUUUUUCCAUGGCACCUCAUGGAAGUGCUGGAGGUGCCUCUGAAGUUUUCUAGGCACUGUUUUCCAAGACUGGAUUUGUUACUGUUGGUGCAGGUUGGGGAAAAUCCUUCCAGGCUGUGCUGAAAAUGGAUGUGUGCUUCUCACUGCAGGGCUCCUGCACUUUAGCUGAUAACUUGGUUUUCAGGAUAAUUACUUUUUUUUUCUCUGACAUAAAAACCCCAAAUGUGGUUUGCAACAGGGCAGAGGGUAACAGGGAUGCUGGAAUGUCUGAAGGAACAUAUCCCAUAGGGAGUGGGGUUCUGGCUGGUGAUCACUGGGAAGGGGACUGGGAUGGCAGGUUCAGCUUCACCUGAGGGAGCUGGGGGUGUUCAGCCCAAAAAAGCCUUAGAGACUUCCAGGGCCUGAAAAGGAGAGAAAGGGACUUUUGUACGGGCAGGACACAGGGAUUGGCUUCCCACUGCCAGAGGGCAGGGUUAGAUUGGAUACUGGGAAGGAAUUCCUGGCUGGGAGGGAGGGCAGGCCCUGGUAUAGAAUUCCCAGAGCAGCUGUGGCUGCCCCUGGAUCCCUGGAAGUGCCCAAGGCCAGGCUGGACAGGGCUUGGAGCAGCCUGGGAUGGUGGAAGGUGUUCCUGUUGGAAUGAGAUGAGUUUAAGGUCCUUUCCAACCCAAACCACUCUGGGAUUUACUGAGCACCCCUGGCCCAGCCACUGGAUCUCCAGAGGGCCAGGAGGGAUUUCCACCUGUGGCACAACAAACCGGCACAGAAAUCAACCCCCCUUCUCCCAAGGGAUUGCUGCUCCUGCUGCUGUGGAAUUUCUCUGGUGCUGCAAGGUUGGAUCAAUGAUUUUAGCACUUUUGCCAGGGGUGAAAAGCAAAGAACAUCCAAAGGCCUGUUGCCAGCAGUGGUGCUUUGUGUUUUGUGCGGGGAGUGACAAAUGCCACAGCCAUGAAUAGGGCAUUGUACCCAGCCUGGGUUGUUUGUGGGCAGCCAGGCCUUCCACACUGUCCUGCUUUGUGCUCUGGAGAGCGACUCUACAGUGCUGGGGGCUCUGCUUGAUCUUCCUGAGGGUUCUCCACUCCAUCCAGUGUCUCCUUGGUGAUGUCUGCUUUAUUUAUUGAUUAUUUUUUUAAAGAAUAUCUUUGUUUAAGCUGAAUAAAUGAUUGCCACCUGUA
This is a messenger RNA of Pyrgilauda ruficollis (rufous-necked snowfinch), 2318 nucleotides long. RefSeq names its product glucosamine-phosphate N-acetyltransferase 1 (gene GNPNAT1). Gene Ontology annotation, biological process: UDP-N-acetylglucosamine biosynthetic process. Gene Ontology annotation, molecular function: glucosamine 6-phosphate N-acetyltransferase activity; monosaccharide binding. NCBI's taxonomy places the organism in Eukaryota, Metazoa, Chordata, Aves, Passeriformes, Passeridae. Gene Ontology annotation, cellular component: endoplasmic reticulum-Golgi intermediate compartment; Golgi apparatus; endoplasmic reticulum. Bases 79 to 651 code for a protein of 190 amino acids. The record is from RefSeq and is a predicted model, not a curated record. The transcript has 6 exons.